Echinostoma caproni is the source of this 261-nucleotide messenger RNA. Lineage: Eukaryota; Metazoa; Platyhelminthes; Trematoda; Plagiorchiida; Echinostomatidae. The record is from the annotation of a GenBank genome assembly.
CUUGAUGCCUUCCGUAUUAUACAGAAUCCAGUCACUACCGAGGCUGCAAUGAAGAAGAUCGAAGACAAUGACACGCUGGUCUUCAUUGUUGACCGAAGGGCAAACAAACCGGCCAUCAAAGCUGCUGUACAGUCCUUGUACAACAUAAAGGUGGCAAAGGUGAACACCUUGAACUGUCCUAAGAAUAUAAAGAAGGCCUACGUCAAACUGCCACCAGAUUUCGAUGCUUUGGAUGUCGCUAAUCGUAUCGGUAUCAUAUAA